Messenger RNA from Amphibalanus amphitrite, 2682 nucleotides. RefSeq lists its product as uncharacterized. Lineage: Eukaryota; Metazoa; Arthropoda; Thecostraca; Balanomorpha; Balanidae. The transcript has 3 exons. The record is from RefSeq and is a predicted model, not a curated record. Bases 620 to 1597 code for a protein of 325 amino acids.
AGUUACUGUGGUCUCGGCACUUACCCACCCGGUACCCCGACUUUUGAUCUUUCGUUAAGGGGUCAAGGUCAAUCUAGAGGUCACAGGUCAGGCCGUCAGGGUUGUCCCCGAUUUUAGAGAAAGUCAAUGGCCUCAAGUCAACCGGUGACCUCACAGGCAUUAGUGUUUUUUCUAAUUAGUUUAUCCUAUUUAGGUGUGUAUCUACUAUCUAUACGUUUUAUAGCCCUCCCCACUUUACAUUAUCACUCCCCGUUCCGCCGCCUAUGCAGGGGGCUCCGAUUCCGGCGGCCGGCCACCGCUCCGCGCUCGGACUUCUGCGACCAACCACGCGAUUCCGGCCGGUCACGCACCAAUCAGCGCCCGCUGCUGGUGUGACGUCACGUUCGGGACUAGCCCGACUCGGCCGACGCGGCGACGGCGUGGCCGCUCACGGAUUCGGCUCGAGGGGUGCGCUGAGGGUGCGUGCUGAGCCGUGCGGCUGCCGCGUGGGGCGUCGCAGUAGUCCAGUGUUAUCCUGCGCCUACCGAGGGUGUUUGGAUUGCGGACACGACCCGUGCGUGCCGCUGGAUCGCUGAGCUGACUCGCUCUCUGGCCGGUGACCUGGCGCCGUCUGCGGACGAUGGGUGAGGCCGACUCGUGGAGCGCCGGUGACGGACAGCGUACCGUCUCCGAGCUGGACCUGCUGCUCUGGGUGACGGUGAUCUCGGUCACCAUGAACGUCAUCGGACUCGGCGGAUGGCUACUGGAGGCGGCCCGCAACUGCGGCCGCGCGCGUUCGGAGAAGAAGGCCACGCCGCCGCCCGUCUGCCAGCCGGCGGCCGGGACCGACGGCUUCAAGAUGUACCGUGUCAUUGACCUGGUGCUGAGCCAGGCGCUGGCUCUGUACGCCCUGGCGCUGCUGCUCUGGCUGCCUCUGCUCGACCAGAGCUUCCUGCCAGCCUCCGAGCGCGUCUCCCGCUACAUGGUGCCGGCCAUCUGUGUGGCCAUCGGACGACAUGUGUUCUUCUGCUGCCGCGGCUGGCGUGCCGGCCGCAGCGCGGUGCCCAGCCUGACGCACGCCGUCUCCGCCGUCUGCUACUGCCUCUUCCUGGCCACCCAGACCACGCUGGUGCUGGCCGCGCUGGCGCUCACCACCGAAAUCGGCAACAUCUACACCCACCUGAUGGCCAUCGUGGGCGAGCGGCGCGCCGGCCGCUUCCCCAGCUGGGUGCCCGCGCUGGGCGUCAUCCUGGCCAUCGUGUUCGACGGACUCGUCUACCUGGUGGUGCUGGCGCUGGCGCUGGCCCGCCGCAGCCCCAUGACCAUGCCGCCGCUCGACAUCACCCUCUUCUUCUUCUUCACGACGUACAGCUUCAUCAUGAACACGUACUCGAUCUACCUGGUGAUGGCGUCCUUCUUUAACAGCGUGCUCGAGGCGCGUGUGUCGCAGGUGCUGCGGGGUCGCGGCCGCGGCCGAGCCGGCCCCGUGCCCGCCCAGGCGCUGGCCAACAUGCGCAGCUCGCUGUCCACCACCCGGCCUGCUGACGGAGCGCCCGAGCCGGCCGCCGGCGAGGUCAAGUGCAGUGACAAGGCGCUGCUGGUCAGCAAUAUGGCGUGAGGUGACGCGGCGCGUCAGAACUGACUGUGAUAAGGCACGGUGGCGCGGCGAAUGUGCCGCAGCUGGAUACGACGGCCAAACGGAGUGACCGCACGGGGGCGCUGUGGACCCAGCGGCACCGAUCAGCGAGUCUCUCGCAGGAGGCUGCCGCCGCGCGGUGCUGGCCGCGACUGGUGCGACAUCUAUAGGGGUGUUUUUUUGGGCGACGGCUGUACUCGUGUCUCCCAGCCCGUGAUUUGGGAAAGCGAAGUGUGCGUUUCUCAACCUUUCGAUGCCUGCAGGAAGAUGGUUAUGUUUUGUCAGUGGUCUUUGACAUGUUGCAAUGCUCGCGCUGCCUCUGCUGAGAGUUUCACGUGACUUUCUCGCACUGACUUUCGGUACGAGCUUUAUACGUCUUUCUACGUCGUGAGCCGAUUUGUAGGUAUGUUUCAUAACGUCCACCUCUGCAUUGCGCCUUGGUUUGCGUACGCGUUCGUGCUUCUACCAUGCCAUGUUGUCCGAAGUCCUGGAUGACUGGCGUGUAUUGCUGCACCUGCAAUUGAAUUUCCUGCGUCGGAAACACCAUAAUUAUCGCCGUGCCAUGUUUCGCAAACGCUGCGCUUUGGCGUCAACCACUGUACACAACUUCCGUGGAACUUGGUGCUGGUUUGUGAGCCGAGAUUAUCCCGACACGGGCCGGACUUUCUGCAGCAGAGGAAGCCGACUCUGCUCUCGUGCAGCGCCACCAUGUAAAUACUGGACAGUGUGGUAACGCUUUACCGCUAGUGGACCACCCACGGCACGGCCCGUGUAAAUUCGCCUGUAAGAUCCGACUGUUGUGUUGAGUCACCCGCUUCCAAUACUUGUGACGCUGGUGGAGAGGAUGGGUUGCGGCGCCACCGCCCUCCCACAGCCAGCAUUAGCGGCACCGGCUAUGCACGUGUUUGUAUGUGUGUGUGUGUGUGUAGAGUGUGAUGUGUUGGCGCGGCGGCGCGGACCCGGUGCAACUUUCCUGUGACCCGUCCCUCUGACGUUUUAGAGAGGCGACGACUGUGCCGAUCCCACUUGUAUUUAUUAUUUCUGCAAAUAUAUCUGAACUAUUGACG